This is a messenger RNA of Parnassius mnemosyne (clouded apollo), 1656 nucleotides long. NCBI's taxonomy places the organism in Eukaryota, Metazoa, Arthropoda, Insecta, Lepidoptera, Papilionidae. The record is from the annotation of a GenBank genome assembly.
AUGUGCGAUGCGAUGCGCGACAAAAUUGCCGCGCUCCUGCAAGAUUCGGUGCGUGCACCCGCGCAUACCGACACCACGAAUAAACUGCAAAGUGCCGUCCUUGACUUCUCUGAUGAAGGGGGCGCACGUGAAGGCGGACUGGUGUGGCGCGGGUGCUCAGGCGGCUGCGACACAGAAGAUGGCACGGCGGGAACGCUCUCCGACGGCAACCUCAACCCAGGAGACAAGUUGGAGGGGUCGGACGCAGCUACGGACGACCCUGUUCACCUCAAGAGACGGGUGGGACUCUUCAGUGGGGUGGCUCUAAUCGUCGGCACCAUGAUAGGAUCCGGAAUUUUCGUCUCGCCCUCUGGGCUUCUAGAGCGCACAGGCUCAGUGGGCAUAAGCUUCAUCAUUUGGAUGGCAUGUGGCCUGCUCUCGCUGCUUGGGGCGCUCGCAUAUGCGGAGCUGGGAACAAUGAACACGUCGUCCGGUGCUGAGUAUGCAUACUUUAUGGACGCGUUCGGAGGACCGCCCGCAUUCCUGUUUUCAUGGGUAUCGACACUGGUGCUGAAACCUUCACAAAUGGCUAUCAUUUGCUUGAGCUUCGCCAAAUACGCGGUUGAGCCGUUCGUGUCCGAGUGCGAGCCACCAGACGCGCUAGUCAAGCUUGUAGCAGUUAUUUCCAUAGUGAUGAUCCUGGCUGUUAACUGCUAUAGCGUCAAUUUGGCCACGAACGUGCAGAAUAUCUUCACAGCUGCUAAAUUAGUGGCGAUUGCCAUUAUUGUUUGCGGAGGAGCUUACAAAUUGAUAUUAGGUAAUACGCGACAUUUACAGGAGCCCAACUUCGCCAGUAGCACGGCGACUCUGGGCAACAUUGCCACCGCAUUCUACACCGGCCUAUGGGCCUACGACGGUUGGAAUAACCUCAACUAUGUCACCGAGGAAAUUAAAAACCCAUCCAGGAACCUCCCCCUGAGCAUAAUUAUCGGUAUCCCGCUGGUGACCCUAUGCUACGCGCUUGUGAACGUGUCCUACUUGGCCGUUAUGUCGGUGAGCGAGAUGGCAGACAGCGAGGCGGUGGCCGUCACGUUCGGGAACAGACUACUGGGGCCGAUGGCGUGGCUCAUGCCUCUUGCAGUCACAAUCUCCACCUUCGGAUCUGCUAAUGGAACUCUAUUUGUUGCGGGAAGGUUGUGUUUCGCGGCAUCGCGUGAGGGACACUUGCUUGACAUUCUAUCGUAUGUCCACGUACGCCGUUUCACUCCUGCUCCUGGACUCAUAUUCCACUCUCUGAUUGCCGUGGCCAUGGUUUUGUAUGGAACCAUCGACUCUUUGAUUGAUUUCUUUUCAUUUACUGCAUGGAUAUUCUACGGCGGUGCGAUGGUAGCACUAAUAGUAAUGCGAUACACAAAACCACAUGCGCCGAGGCCUUACAAGGUGCCCAUUAUAAUUCCGUACAUAGUUCUUGUGGUAUCAUCAUAUUUGGUCGUAGCGCCGAUAUUGGACAAACCGCAAUGGGAAUACCUUUACGCGACUGCCUUUAUUUUAGGAGGACUACUGGUUUACUUGCCCUUUGUGAAAUGGGGAUAUUCUUUGCCGUUUAUGGAUAAAAUAACCGUUUUCCUACAAAUGGUGCUUGAAGUGGUGCCAACGUCAACUACUUUCGAAUACUGA